UUGGCCGCGCCAAGGCGGGAGUCUUGAGCCGCCCUGGUGGGGCCAGAGCGACCUACCUUGCUCUCCCCUCACAGGGCGCGUGUCUUCUGCGGGAUCCUCUCCGGUGCGUCUGGACGGAAAGGCUUAUCAAAACUGCUGAAUAUGAGACGGUCAGCAGCACCAAGUCAGUUGCAGGGGAAUUCCUUCAAAAAACCGAAGUUUAUACCACCAGGAAGAAGUAAUCCAAGCCUGAAUGAAGAGAUUAUGAAACAGAGUGCAGAUAUAAAAGUAUUUGAGGUUGCUUCAAAUAAGAAUACCUUUCUUCAGUCACAAAAUGAUCCUGGAACAGGAGGUAGUAGGGAAAUUAAUCUUGGGGAUAAUUACAGUGGAAAAUACUGUUUUGAAGCAUCUUCAGUGGCAAUAGUAGACCCACAUCAUACAGUUUAUUCAGUUCCUAGAGAAGUAACAGAAUCUAAAGGUCAAGAAGAGGAACCUGAUAACCUAGUUAAAUAUUUCAGUGUUGUUUGGUGUAAGGCUUCAAAGAAAAAGCACAAAAAGUGGGAAGGUGAUGCAGUUCUUAUUGUAAAAGGAAAGUCAUUGACAUUAAAGGAUUUGGAAGGCAGAGACAUUGGAAGAGGCACUGGAUAUAAAUUGAAAGAGCUUGAAAAGAUUGAAGAGGGCCAAACAAUGAUGAUUGGUGGAAAGGAAAUAGAAGUGAUGGGUAUAAUCUCUCCAGAAGAUUUCAACAGUGGCAAGUGCUUUCAGCUUGGAGGAGGAAGUCCUGCUAUGUCGACUCCUCAAGCUGCCAUGAAGUGUUUCUCUAACCCUUUCAAACAAGUCUGUAAACCAAGUUCAAAGGAAAAUAAACAGAAUGGUUUCCAAAAUUGUAAGCCACGUCAUGACCCACAUGCACUAAAUUCCCUUGUUAUGCUACGACCCGACAAUAAUCACCAGCGGCUGUUCAAUAAGAGCCGUUUGCCUGUUGUGGAUGUAGUGAUAGAUCCUCACCUUGUGUAUCAUCUUCGACCACAUCAGAAAGAAGGAAUCAUAUUUCUUUAUGAAUGUGUAAUGGGAAUGAGAGUUAAUGGCAGAUGUGGAGCUAUUCUUGCUGAUGAAAUGGGAUUAGGGAAAACACUGCAAUGUAUCUCACUCAUCUGGACUCUACAGUGUCAGGGGCCCUAUGGAGGCAAGCCAGUUAUAAAGAAGACACUUAUCGUCACACCUGGAAGCUUGGUGAAUAAUUGGAGGAAAGAAUUUCAAAAAUGGUUAGGAAGUGAAAGGAUCAAGAUAUUUACUGUUGAUCAGAACCACAAAGUAGAAGAAUUCAUAAAAUCUCCAUUUUAUUCUGUUCUUAUCAUUAGUUAUGAAAUGUUGCUUCGUUCCCUGGAUCACAUCAAGAAUAUAAAAUUUGAUCUUUUAAUCUGUGAUGAAGGGCAUCGUUUGAAGAACAGUACCAUUAAGACAACUACAGCCCUCAUUAGUCUCUGUUGUGAGAAAAGAAUAAUUCUAACUGGUACUCCAGUUCAGAAUGAUCUCCAAGAGUUUUUUGCAUUAAUUGAUUUUGUAAAUCCGGGAGUAUUAGGCUCUUUGUCAUCUUAUAGAAAAAUAUAUGAGGAACCCAUCAUUGUAUCAAGACAACCUUCUGCUUCUGAGGAAGAAAAGGAGUUAGGAGAGAAAAGAGCAGCUGAACUUACUUGCCUCACUGGACUCUUUGUCCUUAGAAGAACUCAAGAAGUCAUAAAUAAAUACCUUCCACCUAAAGUAGAGAAUGUAGUCUUUUGCCGACCAGGAGCACUCCAGAUUGAACUUUAUCGAAAGCUGUUGAAUUCACAGGCUGUGAGGUUCUGUCUUCAAGGGCUGUUGGAAAAUAGCCCUCACCUAAUAUGUAUAGGAGCUCUUAAAAAGCUGUGCAAUCACCCCUGUCUUUUGUUCAACUCUAUAAAGGAAAAACAAUGUAACUCAACAUGGGAUGAAAGUGAAGACAGGAGUCUAUAUGAAGGCUUGAUAAAUGUGUUCCCUGCUGAUUACAACCCUCUCAUGUUUUCUGAGAAAGAGUCAGGAAAACUGCAGGUUCUGUCAAAGCUGUUAGAGGUUAUCCAUGAACUUCGUCCUACUGAAAAGGUAGUAUUGGUAUCCAACUAUACACAAACAUUGAAUAUUUUACAAGAAGUGUGCAGUCGUUAUGGGUAUGCCUAUGCAAGACUUGAUGGACAAACACCAAUCUCUCAAAGGCAGCAAAUUGUUGAUGGCUUCAAUAGUAAAUACUCCUCUGAUUUUAUUUUUUUGUUAAGUUCAAAAGCUGGUGGUGUAGGACUUAAUCUUGUUGGAGGAUCUCACUUAAUUCUUUAUGACAUUGAUUGGAAUCCAGCCACUGAUAUCCAGGCAAUGUCUAGAGUAUGGAGAGAUGGGCAGAAACAUCCAGUGCAUAUAUACAGACUCCUAACUACAGGUACAAUAGAAGAAAAGAUCUAUCAAAGGCAGAUCAGCAAACAAGGUCUUUCCGGGGCAGUUGUCGAUCUAGCUAAGACAUCUGAACAUAUACAGUUUUCAGUAGAGGAACUUAAAAAUUUGUUCACAUUACAUGAGAGUUCACAUUGUAUUACUCAUGAUUUGCUUGAUUGUGAAUGUACAGAAGAAAAAGGUCAUCCAGGUGAUUCAUUGGAAAAAUUUCCUCGCUCUAGCAAUUGUCAGCUUGGUCCACAUCAACAGAAGUCUAACGCUCUGAAACCUCUUUCCAUGUCACAGCUGAAGCAGUGGAAACAUUUUUCUGGAGAUCAUUUAAAUCUUACAGAUCCUUUUCUUGAAAGAAUAAGAGAAAAUGUGUCAUUCUUUUUUCAGAAUAUAACCAAUCAGACUACUGCUACAUGAUGAAAGUGUACUUCAUGAUAUUCCCUUUUCCCCCCUUUUAAAAUAUUUAUAUGCUAGUUAAAUGUGAUUUUCGAGAAUAGAAUUAUUUAAAUUACAAUGGUAUAUUUUGUUGCAAAAUAUAUUAUAGUUUUGACUCAAUAACCAAAUUGUUUGAGUUGUUUAAUUUUUUGUAUAUAUUCUUAAAUGUUGAAACAAUAAAGAUUUAUUUCUAUCAU
Molecule: messenger RNA, 3062 nt
Organism: Talpa occidentalis (Iberian mole)
Lineage: Eukaryota; Metazoa; Chordata; Mammalia; Eulipotyphla; Talpidae
Gene: RAD54B
Product: RAD54 homolog B
Exons: 15
Coding region: 142-2847 (901 amino acids)
Biological process (GO): reciprocal meiotic recombination; double-strand break repair via homologous recombination
Cellular component (GO): nucleus
Molecular function (GO): ATP binding; DNA translocase activity; ATP-dependent chromatin remodeler activity
Source: RefSeq, a predicted model, not a curated record